This is a messenger RNA of Dujonia railenensis, 843 nucleotides long. The record is from the annotation of a GenBank genome assembly. NCBI's taxonomy places the organism in Eukaryota, Fungi, Ascomycota, Pichiomycetes, Serinales, Debaryomycetaceae.
AUGAAUUUCAAAUUAAAGAGGAAAAAUGUUGGUACGGUUGGCAAGAAACCCGAGAAGAAGCUAAAGGCAUCCGCUUUUGGGCGAAAUAACGAGUCUGGCUCUGGAUCUGACUCGGAUUCUUCUGGUAGUGAAUCGAAUUUUAAGUUGGCUAUGGCUGAGAAAUCUAAAAAGGUUGCGAAACAGGUACAAGAGAAGGACCUCGAACUGGAGUCACAACAGUAUGAUUCCAGUUCAGACUCUAAGUCAUCUUCCCAGGCGAAACCUAAACCUAAUUCCAUAGUUAACAAUAUUCUCACGGCGAAAAGGCUCAGAGAUCAUGAACAUCUAGCUGCUCAGCUGAAGCAGAAGGAAUUGGACUUGAAGAUGUACCUUGAGAAAAACAAAGAUGCAGUUGUAUUCUCGAGCGAGGCGUAUCAACAGCACCAGACACAAUUAAAGCUAGUGGAGAAGCAAGUGGAGGAAAGGGAGGAACAAGAAGAUCUAAUUAAUAGGAGCCUCUCGCCUUCAAAGUCUUUCUACUCCAAGAUGAUCCAAUCCAGAGUUGGAACCGCAGAGCUUGAAGAUGAGCAUGAUGCGGAAAAGCUCAAUUUUCCUCAAUUGGAAACCAUCAAACCUGUACCAAUAAUACAUAAGAGAGGUAAAACAGGGAUAGGCAAAGAGAAAUUGGAAAUAAACUAUGCUCCUUCUCCUGGAACUGCAAAUUCUACAAGUAGUGUACUUCUUUCAAGUGUAAUGACUUUUAUUAAAUCGAAACUCACAGAUGAUGAUAUUAAUGAGGAAAAGAGAAAGUAUUGGGAUCGUACAAGGUCGUUAGCACAUUUGACAGACAUUAGAAAUAAAUAG